AUGAAUGAUAUUGGUGGAUGUGAUAAAACAGCCUAUGGAUGGCAUCCAUUAAGUCCAGAUGGUGCCACAGAUGACGCCACCUACGCAAGUGUUGUCAAAACGGAGUUUCCUCUAGAUGACGACAUGUUCGACAUCAGCAAG
Molecule: messenger RNA, 141 nt
Organism: Strongylus vulgaris
Lineage: Eukaryota; Metazoa; Nematoda; Chromadorea; Rhabditida; Strongylidae
Source: the annotation of a GenBank genome assembly